CACACACACACAUUCACACACCAACGCACAAACGGUGACGCGUUCGGUGUUCCUGAUAAUCUGUCUCCGACCAUCAUCAACCCUCCUCUCGUCUCCUGCUCAUCUCUCUGCGUCCCGCCGCUCCUCCUCAGUCUCCGCGGAGGUUCCGGCGCCAGGACACCGAGCGCACGGUUCCCUUCUUUUUCCCCUUCUCUCCUCCACACACCACCGGCGUCGCUUCUCUUUUUCAACCUCCAAGAUCUGGACUUGUUUUUUUUCUUUUUUUUCUGUGCGUGUGUGUUGGGGGGGAUCAAUGUGUAUAUAGCCUAUAUGUAUAUAUAAGAUGACUUGAGAGAUGUAGCGCGAACGGCGCGGCUCUGGGAGAAGCUGCUGAACGCGCCGUGCGUAACAGCGCGGCGCUGGGGAGGAAGCAGAUGGAUGGAGAGGCUGGCGGCGGGAUGCGGCUUUCCGGCGGGUCGGAGCCCCGUUCGGGAGCGGCGGGGACUCGGCGCGCUCUGCCGCGGGACCAACCCGGACGGGAUACAGCGAGGACGAAGCUUUCUGGUUUAAACAUUGACUUUGCCCUGUGUACUUCCUGUGAUCAUUGUGGCUCCUUGAACAUAAAAGUCCCCAGUCAUCCCAGUCCCUAGACUCUUAGAAGACAAAGUUUCCACUUGCCUUUACCCUUGGCUGCUGUUUCUUUCCCCUCAGUUUAAAACCUUAAUGAAUCCUUUUAACCUCAUUGUUAUUCAGUGAAAUCAGUACUUGGAGGCAGUGAAGUAACACCCAUCACCAUCCUCCAUUUAUGACUCCACUCUUUCAUGCUAACUUCAUCUUAAACCCGUAAGAUUGGAGUCAUGGCCCUGGAUGUGUGGCCCUACAUCCCACCGUCCCCCAACAUCACCGUCCCCGAGCCCCUCCUGUACGACGCCUACAACCAAGAGAAUGACUCGAGCGGCAACAUCUCAGACCCCACAGAGCCCCAUCAGGACAAGACCAGCUCGGUCGUCCUCACCUUCAUCCACUUCAUGGUGUGCGCCGUGGGUUUAUGCGGCAACACCCUGGUGAUCUACGUGAUCCUGCGCUACGCCAAGAUGAAGACGGUGACCAACAUCUACAUCCUGAACCUGGCGGUGGCGGACGUCCUGUGCAUGAUGAGCCUGCCGUUCAUCGCCCUGCAGCUGGCGCUGGUCCGCUGGCCCUUUGGAGAAGCUCUGUGCCGGGUGAUCAUGACCGUAGAUUCUCUCAAUCAGUUCACCAGCAUCUUCUGCCUCAUGGUGAUGAGCAUCGAUCGCUACCUGGCCGUGGUUCACCCCAUUCGCUCCACCAAAUGGCGGAAGCCCCGUAUUGCCAAACUAAUCAACGUCACAGUGUGGGGCGUCUCGCUGAUAGUCAAUCUACCAACGAUGAUCUUUAGCGGCCUGAACCAGCUGCCGGUGUGCGGCAUAGUGUGGCCCGAGCCCCAGGACCUCUACUACAAGAUCUUCAUUUUCUACACCUUCUCCAUUGGAUUUUUCAUGCCACUGGCAGUGAUAUGUCUCUGCUACCUGCUCAUAAUAAUCAAGGUGAAAUCGUCCGGAAUACGAGUGUGUUCCUCCAAGCGAAAGCGCUCCGAGCGCAAGGUGACACGGAUGGUGUCCAUUGUGGUGGUGGUGUUCGUCCUCUGCUGGCUGCCUUUCUACAUUUUCAAUGUCACCUCCGUCACCAGCUCCAUCACGCCCACCUCGGCGGUGAAGACUUCAUUUGACUUCGUGGUGGCGCUGGGCUACGCCAACAGCUGCGCCAACCCCAUCCUGUACGCCUUCCUGUCCGACAACUUCAAGAAGAGCUUUCAGAAUGUGCUGUGCCUGAAGAAGGUGGCGGGCCUGGACGAGAUAGAGCGCAGCGACAGCCGGGCCGACCGGAGCCGGAUGGUCAACGAGGCAAUGCUCAUCAACGCCAACCUGGAGACCCACAACUCCGCUCUGCUCAACGGCGAGCUGCAGACGAGCAUCUGAUUGGCGAGGGAAGCGGCAUCCCAAGAGGCGACGAAAGCAGUGGGGCUGCAUCACGUUUGAAUUGCGAGGCCACGGCGAUGUUGCAAUGGCAGCUCAUGGACACAUGAGCAAAGUCUGAGAGAAAAACAAAGGGGUUCGUAGAGUUCAGAGAAAGUGUAUUGGCUCCAUUUAUAGACUCCUGACGACGGGGUAAAUGAGGCAACCUGUUUACCUUCCGAUCGACCAAAAGUACAAGAGAUUUAUUUUGGUUGAAAUAAGAAGAGUGCUAGUGGUGCCUGUCAGAUUCAGUCUUCACAGAUUAAAGCAAACGGUAAGAUGAGACAGACCGCUGCGGACAUGGAGUGAAGAAAUACAGGAGCAACGUUGCCCUGUAUCGGCAAUCAGGAGAGUAAUCUGAAUUCGAUCCACAACCUCUAUCGAAUCACCUUCGCAAAGACGGAAAUGACAAAGGAGUACUUAUAUUUUCUGUAGCCUUUUAGACUGAAACCGCUGCCACAGACAACAAGGGUAACUCUAUACUUUAUUCACGUCAGCUCAUUAGUUUGGUUAUUCAGAACUGAAAGGGGGAACAAAGAGGAAUCCUUUUACCUCCUGAUGGAUUCUGUUCUCGUUUGGCUGACUUUUUAUCUUUACGGACAGAGUAGCGGUGGCUCGUAAGCACCAAUUCAACAUCUCGGAUUAAUGAUCAAGGAUGGGAAAUCGUUUCUGCUGACAGCCUAACCUUGCUUCUCCAAAACAACAUGACGGUGUACAUAGUGAACAGAUUUAGAGGAAACUUUGCAACAAAGUGAAACUGUUGCUUCCCGUGUGUCAAGAAUGAAAUGGAUUUUAAUGGCAAGACAAACUUCUACAUAUUCUUGUCAACUGAAGUUGGUGGUUUGUACAGUGCAGGUCUACUUGAUCCUGACUGAGUCGUCCCUUGCACCGCUGCGAAGGACCCUAUAUCUAUUUGUACAGUGUUGUGUUUUGACAAGCUCGCUGCUUGGCGGUAAAACGUGACCCUCUGAUUCCUGUUUGGUUUGGUCAGCCUAUGUAUGAGAGGGUGUCCAAAUUUCCCAGAAGGCCGAAAAAUGCGUCACGCGUUUGAGCAAGGGCGUGAGAAACGGUGGAACACAAAGGGAGAUGAAGAUAUCUGAUGAAGAUAAAGUUUGAAACGGCCGAGGUGAGAUGUAUGAAUCAAAGAGAUCAGCAGAAAGUGAGGUCCUCAAAUAUGUGGGCGAGUGAGUAAAGCUGGAUAAAAAACAGAGCUGCUAGUGUGAAGAACAAGCAUUAUGUAACACACACACACAUAUAUAUAUAUAUCUGCCAGGUUAUUUACCUUUUGAGACCAACGUAUUUGAAUUUCUUAAAUUGGCAUUAGCAUUUUAGUAUCCGUAAUCUUUCAGUGUCGCCCGUACAGUCUGUGUGCUGCCGGUCUGGUGAUUAGCAUUGCCUCCAUACCCCGGUUCCUCUAUGGCGCCUCAUUAGUCUCUUUACUCUGUUUUUCAUUGUGUCACAAAACCCACAAAGAGAGAGGUUGGGAUUGACGUGACCCUCGACAAGAGAGAAAGAGUGCGAAUGAGAGAAUUCCCACAAAAUCGGAACGGGUCAUCCAAGACGGCCAGAGGUGAGCAGAACCGAACCGCGAUCCUGAAAGGUUCACGGUGACGAUGAGAAGGACCGGUCCUAGAAAAACCGUGUCACACUCAAACAUGAACGUGCGAGCCAGAGCGUGGUUGGACGCCUGAUUGGGAAUGAGCGGAAAGAAAUGUGAGUAAAGUUGAUACAGUGGAAAACAAUAUGUACACAUAAAAAUGAUUUGCCACUUAAUCCGAAGCGAGAAAAACAGACGCAAAAGUUUCAGUCAAACGACUGACCAUGGGAUGUUAGUUAUAUCUUCACUUUUCGCCAACAAAUUUAAUAUUCCGGUGAGCUCAGAACAAAAUUAAGACAACUUGGUUAGAUUUGCAGGUAAACUAAAGUUUUCUGCACUAUACCAGCAUCUGCUGUGCCUCAUAUUUAUUAAUUGUUAAUUUGUACUACAUCCAUAGCAGUUUGUCAGACCUUUCCCUAAAAUAAUCGAGUUUUAAUUGAGCCUCAAUCGUAGCUGGCAAAUUAUAUCUGCUCACCAGGGGAAGAUUCAUCAAAAGAUAAAGAAAAAUAAUAAUAAUUGAAAUUCUUUGCUGUGUAUCGCUUCACUCAUGUUGACAGAAUGAGUCCAGGAAGCAAGCACACACAUGCAGGGCGAUUUUUUUUUUCUCUCUUUCCAAUCGUUGGGGUGGAGACGCUUCCCAAAAGCGCCUGGAUGUUGGUGUCACAGCUGGGUGGCUGGGAGAUUUGUCAGAUAUCUCAGGAGCCAGCGCGUACAAAGUCGUUAACCACGCAGAUAAAUCCUCUCUGAAAGCAUCAACCUGCAUAAUCAGAACAGAUGAGAAGCACAGAUACAUUUCUUUGUGCUCUGCUAUUCAUUCAUUCUCUAUGUUUUUCACAUUAUAUCAACAGACCUAAUAAGAUGAACGAUUUCUGUGGCAAACCAACAGAAAGUAGCACAUCGAUGUAAAAUGGAAGGAAAUUUUUAAUUUUCUUUUUUUUUGUUGUUGUUUUGUUCCUUUGCUUAUUUUUUUUCAUGAAUAAAAACCUGAAAAAUG
Messenger RNA from Poeciliopsis prolifica (blackstripe livebearer), 4603 nucleotides. RefSeq names its product somatostatin receptor 2a (gene sstr2a). Gene Ontology annotation, biological process: neuropeptide signaling pathway; cellular response to glucocorticoid stimulus; cellular response to estradiol stimulus. The record is from RefSeq and is a predicted model, not a curated record. The transcript is spliced from 4 exons. Gene Ontology annotation, molecular function: neuropeptide binding; somatostatin receptor activity. The coding region runs from base 837 to 1976 and encodes 379 amino acids. Gene Ontology annotation, cellular component: membrane; neuron projection. NCBI's taxonomy places the organism in Eukaryota, Metazoa, Chordata, Actinopteri, Cyprinodontiformes, Poeciliidae.